UAUACUGUGUGCGUUUUCCCUCUUAUGCAAAAAUACAAUCAAGAAAAUAAUAUUUAUAUAUCUCUGAAUCUAAAUUCUCACACGAAUGCAAAUGCGCAUAUAAAUACAUCUUUCUUCGACACUUCACAUGCUUCUCCUCCUCUUCUCUCUCUCUCUCGCUCUGUAUGUGUAUGAAUAACAUUUGAUUGAUUGAUGAGUUUAACAAUGGCUGAGUCAAGUAGCCAUUCGAAUUCUUCAUGCACGAAGCGAAGCAGAGACGAAGAAAUAAUCAAUGGCGAAAAGAGGAACAAAACUGGUAAUGAUAGUAGCAAGCAUCCGGUUUACAGAGGAGUGAGAAUGAGGGCAUGGGGAAAAUGGGUUUCUGAAAUACGGGAGCCCCGAAAGAAAUCUCGGAUCUGGCUCGGAACCUUCGCCAACCCGGAAAUGGCGGCUCGAGCUCACGAUGUAGCAGCCCUGGCCAUCAAAGGCAAAAACGCCAUUUUAAAUUUCCCGGAAAUUUCACACUUGCUGCCUCGGCCCGACACCUGCUCCCCACGCGACGUCCAGGCCGCCGCAUCCAAGGCGGCUAACAUGGAACACCUGCCAGAGGCCGUACAAUCGAUGACGUCAUCUUCCUCCUCUACGUCACUCGUCUCGACCGUGACGUCAUCGCCGGUACAAUCCGAGGACCAAAGUGGGGAGGUACAAGCCAAAGAAGAGCUUAGCGAGAUAGUGGAGCUGCCGAGUUUGGAGACGACUUACGGCGACGACUCUGUGGUGGCACAUCCGGUGGCUGAUUUCGUCUUCUCGGAGGAUUUGGGGUGGGACUAUAAUCAACAGUGGUUACACGAAGAUUGUGGGUUUUUCGGAGAUUUUCAUACUAUUGAGAAUAUGAUUUCUGGUAAUUUUUAUUGUUGACAAAUAUUAUAGAAAAAUGGUAUGUUUUUAUUGCCUAUAAAAUACUUUUUCCUUUUUCAAUUUUA
Molecule: messenger RNA, 962 nt
Organism: Olea europaea var. sylvestris
Lineage: Eukaryota; Viridiplantae; Streptophyta; Magnoliopsida; Lamiales; Oleaceae
Product: ethylene-responsive transcription factor TINY-like
Exons: 1
Coding region: 193-897 (234 amino acids)
Biological process (GO): regulation of DNA-templated transcription
Molecular function (GO): DNA-binding transcription factor activity; DNA binding
Source: RefSeq, a predicted model, not a curated record